Necator americanus (New World hookworm) is the source of this 333-nucleotide messenger RNA. RefSeq lists its product as uncharacterized. The coding region runs from base 1 to 333 and encodes 110 amino acids. The record is from RefSeq and is a predicted model, not a curated record. The transcript has 3 exons. NCBI's taxonomy places the organism in Eukaryota, Metazoa, Nematoda, Chromadorea, Rhabditida, Ancylostomatidae.
AUGCGUCCUCAAACGACUACGAAAUGGGUUAUAAUCCUAAUCACAUGGAUUAUAUCCGAACAUUUAGUAAAUGGCGAUGAUUUUGCCGAUAUUGAAAUUUACGACGUAAAUGAACCAAGAUCCCGAUUGUUGAUGGUCGAUGGUCAUAUGUGGUUUCACGCGGGACGUGGAAAAAAUAUGACAUUUAAAACAAGUGGUGGCGGUUCAAUUUUCAUAGAUCAGACGGAUAUUUCAAAGCUACCCGAAUUGUUCAUAUUGUUUGGACAAAAUAUGAACGAAAAAAAGAACACUGGUUGUUUCGAACGGUAUUUUUUCUUCAUCUUUAGUCCAUAG